This is a messenger RNA of Cladocopium goreaui, 422 nucleotides long. NCBI's taxonomy places the organism in Eukaryota, Dinophyceae, Suessiales, Symbiodiniaceae. The record is from the annotation of a GenBank genome assembly.
GCCACGUGUCGGUUUUGCCCUGGCCACCGCUCGAAGCGGAGGCUCCAGCGGGUCCGGGUCCGGGUCCAGCCACGUGGCUUGGGGCCUUGGCCUUGGCCUUGGUCUCGCUGGACUUGCUGGAACAGCGAGGGGCCGUCGACAGAACACGGCUAUGGCUGCCAAGAAGAAGAAGGCCAAGGGCGUUGCCAAUGCCGCCGCCAAAGCAGCAGCCCUGAAGGCCUUACAAGCGUUGGAUCAGGAUACUGAAAAAAAGCAGGAAGAAGCGCAGAAAAAGAAGAGAAACGCACGAAAUGGAGCAGAGGCGCGGCAAGCAGGGCAAGCAGGGCAAGCAGCGCCUGUGGAAGUUUCGGAAAUUCAGGCACCACCUGAGAAAGUCGAGGAGGAAACAGCUCCCAAAGAAGAGAAAGAAGUGGAAGAAAAGG